AUUAAUAAAAGUAAAAUAGUUCUUUUAUAUGAGAUUUAAAGAUCAAAUUAAAAUAGUCCUUACUCAUAUCUUCCAUUUUUGUUCAAUGAAAGUGGAGGAGCAUGAGAAUUCCAGAGGCAGAGGCAGCGGCAGCCACCCAAAUGACAUCGGAGCUGCUUUUCUCUUGGCCAUCGUCACAUCUCUGCAGCUGCAUUUGGCUGUAGACGCCCUCGGCUCAGCCUCCACCGUCGCCGUGGCGUAUGGAACCGCCACCGUCUGCGGCAUUACUGCAGGAAACCAAAACCAGAGAAUUCAAUGCUACAAAGGAAAUGGAGUGAUCUCCAUUCUACCCCAUGUCUCCUUUGAAGCCAUCUCCGGUGGGAAGAGCUUCUUCUGCGGUCUCCGAACUGGAGGGCAUAGUCUUCAUUGCUGGGAGACCGAUGCCGGGUUUUCGAAUCACAGUUUCCAACCUAAACGUAUUUACUAUAGCACCAGAUUCCCAUUGACUGAUCUCGCCGUCGGCGAUGCUCAAGUUUGUGCAAGAGAGGUUGGCUCCGGCAGAGGCAGAUGCUGGAGGGGACUAGACAAAGGUGGGUCUUUAUUUCCUUCGCCUGAUGCAGCAUUGAAGUUUCAGACAAUCACAUCUGGAAGUGGGUUUUCAUGUGGGAUUCUUAAGAACAACAGAUCCGUAUGGUGUUGGGGGAGCAAUGGAAUUGGCUCAAAGAUUCAAUCUCAGUUCAGGAAUCUGUCAAUGGUGAGCUUAGUAGCCGGAGAGUCUCAUGUCUGCGGGUUGACGGCGUCGGGCGGUGCUUUAGUAUGCAAGGGAAACAACGGCGCAGGCCAAUUGGAGGUUCCUCCCAAUUCAGCUCAUGAAUACUCAGCCCUUGCAUUGGGGGCGAGCUUCACCUGUGGAAUAAGGCAAAAGAAUGGAGUGGUUUCAUGUUGGGGUGGAGGAGCAGAAGAACUCAACAUUCAAAACAAGAGCAAUGGCAGCGUUUCAUUCGAGCUAAUAACAGCAGGAUCAAGCAUGCUAUGUGGGUUGAAGACAAGUAAUUUGACAAUAAUGUGCUGGUUCAAGGCCAAUAGAUACUCACCGGCUGUUCUUCCAUUGGGGAUGAUAAUCCCUGGCCCUUGUGUUCAAGAUCCUUGCAGCCUCUGCGGCGUCUAUCCAAAUUCAGCGUUUCUCUGUGAUGGGUCUGGAAAUAUUUGCAAAUCCUGCCAGGAAGAGCUCCCAUUUGCAGUGCUGUUGCCAAAGAAUCCAAAAUCUUCACCAAAAAAGGCCAGAAACGGGCUCACCGUGGCGUUUCUGAUAGUUGGAGCAAUUGGGGGUUUAGCCGGAGCUUGCACCAUUUUGUUCUGCAUAUCAAACUGUUUAGCUGCAUCAGAUCAUCAAGAGCUGAACAUAAAUCCUUCCUCCGGUCGGUCAUUUUCUCUAACGGAGCUUGCUGCUGCAACAAGCAAUUUCUCCACUGAAAACAAGAUAGGAGCAGGGAGCUUCGGAGUGGUAUACAAAGGCGAGCUAUCGGAUGGAACUGAGGUAGCUAUCAAAAGAGGAGAAACCAAGAGCAACGAGAAACAAAACGCAUUUAGUUCAGAACUAGCAGCGCUAUUGCGGCUUAAUCACAAACACCUUGUGGGCAUGGUGGGUUACUGCCAAGAAAACGAUGAGUGGCUUCUAGUUUAUGAAUACAUGCCAAAUGGUUCCCUCCAUGACCAUUUACACAACAAAGAUUACGAGGUAACAGUACUAAAUACAUGGAAAAUGAGAAUCAAAAUCGCAUUAGACGCAGCCAGAGGAAUCGAGUACCUUCACAAUUACGCAGUCCCGCCGAUAAUCCACCGGGAUAUUAAGUCCUCUAACAUCCUUCUGGACAGGAAUUUCACAGCGAAAGUGUCCGAUUUCGGAUUCUCAUUGAUGCGACAUCCGGGAACUUCAAUGGAAAGCGCCGUCGGGGGUACGAUUGGGUACAUCGAUCCGGAGUAUCACGUAUCGAAGAUUUCGACGGCGAAAAGCGAUGUGUACGGGCUAGGGAUUGUACUGCUGGAGAUUUUGACGGGGAAGAAGGCGGUGUUCAGAGAUGGCGGGGGUGAAGGUGUGGUGACGGUGGCGGAAUUUGCAGUGGCGCGAAUUGGGAGCGGCGAGGUUUGGAAUGUGGUGGAUAAGAGGGUUAGAGCGGCGGAGAUGAAGGAAGUAGAGGCGGUGGAGAUGGUGGCGUAUACGGCGGUGCAGUGUGUGAAUUUGGAGGGAGAAGAGAGGCCGAGCAUUACCGACAUUGUUGGGAAUUUGGAGAAAGCUCUUGCUCUCUGUAAUGGCGGCGAACUCUGUGACAGUCUCUAAUUCUCCAUUUUCUUUCGUAAUAUUUCCGAGUUAAUUAAAAAAACUUCUAAAUCGAUAA
This is a messenger RNA of Cucurbita pepo subsp. pepo (vegetable marrow), 2375 nucleotides long. RefSeq names its product putative serine/threonine-protein kinase-like protein CCR3. Gene Ontology annotation, biological process: protein phosphorylation. The record is from RefSeq and is a predicted model, not a curated record. Lineage: Eukaryota; Viridiplantae; Streptophyta; Magnoliopsida; Cucurbitales; Cucurbitaceae. Gene Ontology annotation, molecular function: protein kinase activity; ATP binding.